Molecule: messenger RNA, 4453 nt
Organism: Lagenorhynchus albirostris (white-beaked dolphin)
Lineage: Eukaryota; Metazoa; Chordata; Mammalia; Artiodactyla; Delphinidae
Gene: RPGRIP1L
Product: RPGRIP1 like
Exons: 29
Coding region: 3-3812 (1269 amino acids)
Biological process (GO): non-motile cilium assembly; retinal rod cell development
Cellular component (GO): photoreceptor connecting cilium
Molecular function (GO): thromboxane A2 receptor binding
Source: RefSeq, a predicted model, not a curated record
CAAUGUCUGGUCCAACUGAUGAGACUGCAGGAGACCUGCCUGUGAAAGAUACAGGUCUAAAUCUCUUUGGAAUGGGAGGGUUACAAGAAACUUCAACAACACGGACAAUGAAGUCUCGCCAGGCAGUGUCACGUAUCAGUCGUGAGGAACUGGAAGACAGAUUUUUGCGUUUGCAUGAUGAGAACAUUUUACUUAAACAGCAUGCCCGCAAGCAAGAGGAUAAAAUUAAAAGAAUGGCCACCAAGUUAAUACGGCUAGUUAAUGACAAGAAAAGAUAUGAAUGGGUUGGUGGCGGCCCCAAGCGGCUGGGAAGAGAUGUGGAAAUGGAAGAAAUGAUUGAGCGGCUGCAAGAGAAAGUUCAUGAGCUUGAAAGACAAAAUGAAGUCCUCAAAAACAGACUAAUUUCAACCAAACAGCAACUUCAGAUCCAGGGUCACAGGCAAACUCCAUACAGUUAUGUGCAAUCUCGUGUUAACACUGGGCGUAGAAAAGUGAAUGAAAAUGCAGGCUUACAGGAAUGCCCCAGGAAAGGUAUUAAAUUCCAAGAUACAGAUGUAGCAGAAACUCUGCAACCCAUGCCUACAAAACAUGGCAACAUUUUACUCGAAGAAGCCAGAGGAGAAAUAAGAAAUUUAGAAAAUGUUAUUCAGUCACAGAGAGGCCAGAUAGAAGAGUUAGAACACUUGGCUGAGAUCCUGAAAACUCAGUUGAGGAGAAAAGAAAAUGAAAUUGAGUUAUCUCUUCUUCAGCUUCGAGAACAGCAGGCUACAGAUCAAAGGUCAAACAUUCGGGACAACGUAGAAAUGAUUAAGCUUCAUAAGCAGCUAGUGGAGAAAAGCAAUGCUCUUUCCGUAAUGGAAGGAAAAUUUAUUCAGCUUCAAGAGAAGCAAAAAACUCUCCGGAUCAGCCAUGAUGCCUUGAUGGCAAAUGGAGAUGAGCUAAACAUGCAGCUUAAAGAGCAGCGUUUAAAAUGCUGCACUCUUGAGAAGCAGUUACGUUCCAUGACAUUUUCUGAAAGAAGAAUAGAAGAGCUGCAGGAUAGAAUUAAUGAUUUAGAAAAGGAACGGGAACUUUUAAAGGAAAACUAUGAUAAACUUUAUAACAGUGCCUUCAGUGCUGCCCAUGAAGAGCAAUGGAAGUUAAAGGAACAGCAGCUGAAAGUACAGAUUGCUCAACUCGAGACUGCCUUAAAAUCCGAUUUAACAGACAAAACUGAAAUCCUUGACAGAUUAAAAACUGAAAGAGACCAAAAUGAGAAGAUCAUUCAAGAAAAUAGAGAACUACAGUUACAGUACCUGGAACAAAAGCAACAACUUGAUGAACUUAAAAACUGCAUGAAGUUUUACAACCAGGAGAGUGAUAUUAAUGCUGAUGAAUUGAGUGAAGCUCUCCUGCUUCUAAAGGCUCAAAAAUCACAAAAAAAUGGAGACCUUUCUUUUUUAGAAAAAGUAGACAGUAAAAUUAAUAAAGAUCUAGAACGCUCCAUGAAAGAGCUGCAAGCAACUCAUGCAGAAACAGUGCAAGAACUUGAAAAGACAAGAAACAUGCUAAUUAUGCAACAUAAAAUUAAUAAAGAUUAUCAGAUGGAAGUUGAGGCGGUGACCCAGAAGAUGGAAAAUUUGCAGCAAGAUUAUGAACUCAGAGUGGAACAGUAUGUCCACCUUCUUGAUAUCAGGGCUGCACGCAUCCAGAAACUAGAAGCCCAAUUAAAGGAUAUUGCCUAUGGCACCAAGCAGUACAAAUUUAAACCAGAAAUCACGCCAGAUGACUCCGUUGAUGAGUUUGAUGAAACCAUUCAGUUAGAACGAGGCGAAAACCUAUUUGAAAUCCAUAUCAACAAAGUAACCUUUUCUUCUGAAGUGUUACAGGCAUCUGGAGAUAAAGAGCCUGUCACCUUCUGUACCUUUGCUUUCUAUGAUUUUGAACUACAGACAACUCCCAUAGUGCGGGGCCUUCACCCAGAAUAUAACUUUACUUCUCAAUAUCUCGUUCAUGUUAAUGACUUAUUCUUACAAUACAUUCAGAAAAAUACUAUAACUCUUGAGGUCCACCAGGCUUACAGCACAGAUUAUGAAACAAUCGCAGCAUGUCAAUUGAGAUUCCAUGAAAUUCUAGAAAAAAGCGGUCGAAUAUUUUGCACAGCAAGUUUGGUUGGAACUAAAGGAGACAUCCCCAAUUUUGGCACAGUAGAAUACUGGUUCCGAUUAAGAGUUCCCAUGGAUCAAGCAAUUCGACUUUAUCGAGAACGGGCAAAGGCUUUGGGAUAUAUAACAUCAAAUUUUAAGGGGCCAGAGCAAAUGCAAUGGUUAAGUCAGCAAGCACCCAAAACUGCUCAGCUCGGUUCUACUGAUUCCACAGAUGGCAACUUAAAUGAACUUCAUGUUACAGUAAGAUGCUGCAGCCGCCUGCAGUCCCGAGCAAGCCACCUUCAGCCACACCCAUAUGUUGUGUACAAGUUUUCUGACUUUGCAGACCAUGACACAGCCAUCAUUCCCUGUAGCAGUGAUCCACAGUUUGAUGAUCAUAUGUGUUUCCCAGUGCCAAUGAAUAUGGAUUUGGAUCGAUAUCUUAAGUCAGAGUCUCUGAGUUUUUAUGUGUUUGAUGAUAGUGAUACCCAGGAGGAUAUUUACAUAGGAAAAGUCAAUGUGCCUCUGAUUUCAUUGGCACAUGACAGGUGUAUUUCAGGAAUAUUUGAGUUAACAGAUCAUAAAAAGCAGCCUGCAGGAAGCAUCCAUGUUAUACUGAAAUGGAAAUUUGCUUACCUUCCACCAAGUGGAUCCAUAACAACUGAAGACUUAGGGAAUUUCGUACACAAAGAAGAGUCUGAAGUUGUUCAAAGACUACCUCCAGCAUCCUCUGUUAGCACACUAGUUGUAGCACCAACACCUAAACCAAGACGUUUAACACCUAAAGAUAAGAAGGUAUCUUUUGUGGAUAUCACACCACAUCAGCGUUCUGAGACCUGUACUUCUCCUGAAGAUAUGAAGGAAAUUUCACCAGAAGUGGAACAUACACCAGAAAUAGAAAUUAAUAUGCCAACUGUUUCACAUAUUCCUGAGGUUUCUCAGGAAAGCAGUGUAGAUAAGGUAAAAGAGAAUACAGAGAAAGUACAGCAAGGAAGAGAUGAUGAUGUGUCUUUACUCUCUGAGGGUCAGCUUGCAGAACGGACUUUGACUUCUUCUGAAGAUGAAACAGAAAUAACUGAAGAACUGGAACCAGAAGAUGAAGAAGACAGAUCAGCUUCUGACAGUGAUGAGUGUAUUAUUCCAGGUCCUACCGCCAAGACCAUCAAACAGCCAUCAGAAAAAAUUCGGAUUGAGAUCAUAGCUCUAAGCCUUAAUGAUUCUCCAGUAACUGCAGAUGAUACUAUCCAGCGACUAUUCAUUGAGUGCCGAUUCUACAGUCUUCCUGCUGAAGAGACACCUGUGUCACUUCCAAAACCCAAGAGUGGGCAGUGGGUCUACUAUAACUAUAGCAAUGUGAUCUACGUGGAUAAAGAAAACAACCAAGCCAAGAGAGACAUCUUAAAAGCUAUACUACUUAAACAAGAGAUGCCUAAUAGAAGCGUUCGCUUCACUGUGGUCAGUGACCCUCCAGAGGAUGAGCAGGAUCUGGAGUGUGAGGACAUCGGCAUUGCUAACGUUGACCUCGCCGACAUGUUUCGGGAAGGGAGAGACAUCAUCGAGCAAAGUAUUGAUGUUUUGGAUGCUCGAGCAGAUGGUGGAGGUAUUGGCAAGCUCAGGGUAACUGUCGAAGCACUCCAUGCCCUACGGUCUGUCUACGAGCAAUACAGAGAUGACUUGGAGGCUUGAAAGAAACUGCUCCAGAGGCAUCUCCUACUCCUGAGUAAAUGCUCACAUGAAAGCACUUAGAUGAGAUUUUCGUAAUUACUCUGGUUGAAGUAACAGAGGCUGAAACUCAGAAAGCUCUCAGCGAUCACUGAAAAAAACAAUUUUAGACAAGAAUUCAGGGAGUAUUGUACUAAUGAGUCCUUCCUGAGGAAUCUACUGGAAGACCACUUUUGUCCAACUAAGAGAUGAAUGAGGAAACUGUUUAAAAGACUGGUGAAACGUACUUAGAGUUCUAGAGGCUAGAAGUCUGAAACCAAGGUGUUGGCAGGGCCAUAGUCCCCAUGAAGACUUCAGGGAAGAAUCUGUUCCAUGCCUGUCUCCUAGCUUCCAGUGGUUACUGCACAAACAGGCAGGAGGAGAGACAUUUGUCAAUGGUGAACCAGUCUCUGAAGGUGGUCUGCAAGAAUGUAUCACCCAGGUAGCAGCCCUUCCCCAUGAACCCAUGGUUCGUGGAUUACACAGGCUCCGGACAAGCAGCCUCAGCUGCCAUGGCUCACAGGCCCAGCCACUCCACGGCAUGUGGGAUCUUCCCGGACCGGGGCACGAACCCGCGUCCCCUGCAUCGGCAGGCGGAUUCCCAACCACUGCGCCACCAGGGAAGC